Raphanus sativus (radish) is the source of this 3838-nucleotide messenger RNA. RefSeq names its product protein STABILIZED1. Lineage: Eukaryota; Viridiplantae; Streptophyta; Magnoliopsida; Brassicales; Brassicaceae. Gene Ontology annotation, molecular function: protein binding. The transcript has 2 exons. The record is from RefSeq and is a predicted model, not a curated record. Gene Ontology annotation, biological process: positive regulation of primary miRNA processing; positive regulation of miRNA metabolic process; gene silencing by siRNA-directed DNA methylation. Gene Ontology annotation, cellular component: catalytic step 2 spliceosome; U4/U6 x U5 tri-snRNP complex. Bases 87 to 3131 code for a protein of 1014 amino acids.
UGUUUCGUCUAUUAUAAGCCGAACUCGCCCUUAAUUUCUCUUCAUUCAGUUUUUUUUUAAAGCAUAUCGACUAAAAGUUACAAACGAUGGUGCUCCUCUCGAUCCCGAACGGGAAUACUCUCUCCAUCGACGUGAACCCUAACGCGACCACCAUCUCCGCCUUCGAACAAUUGAUCCACCAACGCACCGAUCUCCCUCAACCCCUCCUUCGCUACUCCCUCCGCAUACGAAACCCUAGCCUCCUCGCCAAUCCCGAUUCGCUCCUCCUCUCCGAUCUCGGCGUCUCUCGUUUCUCCACCCUGAUCAUCCACGUCCCUCUCCUCGGCGGGAUGCAAAGCGCCUCCGCUCCUCCCGUUCCCCCCAAGCCCCGUCUCGAUUUCCUCAAUUCGAGGCCUCCGUCGAAUUACGUCGCCGGUCUAGGUCGUGGCGCCACGGGAUUCACCACUCGUUCCGAUAUCGGUCCCGCUCGCGCCGCUCCCGAUCUUCCCGAUAGGUCCGCUGCCGCGGCUGCGGCGCCUGCUCCGGCGGAGAAGGCGGAGGAGGAUGAGGAGGCCGAGGAGAAGGGGUACGAUGAGAACCAGAAGUUUGAUGAGUUUGAAGGGAACGAUGCUGGUUUGUUUGCUAAUGCGGAGUACGAUGAGGAUGAUAAGGAGGCUGAUGCGAUCUGGGAGUCUAUUGAUCAGAGGAUGGAUUCGAGGAGGAAAGACAGGAGGGAGGCGAAGCUCAAGGAGGAGAUUGAGAAGUACAGAGCGAGUAACCCUAAGAUUACUGAGCAGUUUGCUGAUUUGAAGAGGAAGUUGCAUACUUUGUCUGCUGAUGAGUGGGAUAGCAUUCCCGAGAUUGGGGAUUACUCGCUGCGUAACAAGAAGAAGAAGUUUGAGAGCUUUGUGCCUAUUCCUGAUACUCUUUUGGAGAAGGCUAAGAAGGAGAAGGAGCUUGUCAUGGCGUUGGAUCCGAAGAGCAGAGCCGCUGGUGGUUCUGAGACUCCGUGGGGGCAGACUCCCGUGACGGACUUGACUGCUGUUGGUGAGGGAAGAGGUACGGUGCUGUCUCUGAAGCUUGAUAGGUUGUCGGAUAAUGUUACAGGGCAAACUGUUGUGGAUCCUAAAGGUUACUUGACUGAUUUGAAGAGUAUGAAGAAAACUACUGAUGAGGAGAUUUACGAUCGGAACAGAGCGAGGUUGUUGUACAAGAGUCUGACUCAGUCGAAUCCGAAGAAUCCCAAUGGAUGGAUUGCCUCAGCUAGAGUUGAGGAGAUGGAUGGGAAGAUCAAAGCGGCUAGGCUUAUUAUUCAGAGGGGCUGUGAGGAGUGCCCGAAAAACGAAGAUGUUUGGCUUGAAGCUUGUAGGUUGGCUAAUCCAGAAGAUGCAAAGGCGGUGAUUGCAAGGGGAGUUAAGCUAAUUCCCAAUUCUGUGAAGCUAUGGUUGGAGGCUGCAAAGCUGGAGCGUGACGAGGAGAACAAGAGUAGGGUGCUGAGGAAGGGACUGGAGCAUAUUCCAGACUCGGUGAGGCUAUGGAAGGCUGUGGUUGAGUUGGCUAAUGAAGAAGAUGCGAGGAUUCUGCUUCACAGGGCUGUGGAGUGCUGCCCUUUGCAUCUGGAGCUGUGGUUGGCACUUGCGAGGCUUGAGACAUAUGAUAAUUCAAGGAAGGUGUUGAAUCGAGCGAGACUGGGACUUCCUAAGGAGCCGGCUAUUUGGAUUACAGCUGCUAAGCUUGAGGAAGCUAAUGGGAACACCUCUAUGGUGGGGAAGAUUAUUGAUAGGGGUAUAAAGGCUCUGCAGAGAGAAGGGGUUGUUAUUGACAGAGAAAAUUGGCUGAAUGAGGCUGAGGCAUCUGAGAGAGCCGGGUCUGUCGCAACAUGCCAGGCAAUUAUCAAGAACACUAUUGGUAUUGGAGUUGAGGAAGAGGAUAGAAAGAGAACUUGGGUUGCUGAUGCAGAGGAGUGCAAGAAGAGAGGUUCCAUUGAGACUGCAAGAGCAAUAUAUGCCCAUUCUCUUACUGUAUUCUUGACCAAGAAAAGUAUCUGGCUUAAAGCGGCUCAGCUUGAAAAGAGCCACGGGAGUAAAGAGUCCCUUGACGCCUUGUUGCGUAAGGCUGUGACAUAUGUCCCUCAAGCUGAAGUUCUCUGGCUCAUGGGUGCUAAAGAGAAGUGGCUUGCUGGAGAUGUUCCAGCAGCCCGUGCUAUUCUACAAGAGGCUUAUGCUGCAAUUCCCAACUCGGAGGAAAUCUGGCUUGCUGCUUUCAAGCUGGAGUUUGAGAACAAGGAGCCGGAGAGGGCAAGAAUGCUCCUAGCAAAAGCAAGGGAAAGAGGAGGGACUGAGAGGGUGUGGAUGAAAUCAGCCAUUGUUGAGAGAGAACUUGGUGACGUAGAGGCGGAGAGGAGAUUGAUUAAUGAAGGAUUGGAGCAGUUCCCAAGAUUCUUCAAGCUCUGGUUGAUGCUUGGGCAGCUCGAGGAACGGUUCAAUCAUCUAGAACAGGCCCGAAAGGCUUAUGAAUCUGGUUUGAAGGACUGUCCAAAAUGUGUACCUCUGUGGCUCGCGCUCGCUAAUCUUGAAGAGAGAGUGACUGGGCUGAACAAAGCUCGGGCUAUUCUCACCACGGCUAGGAAGAAGAAUCCUCAUGUGGAUGAGCUAUGGUUAGCUGCUAUUCGUGUUGAACUCAAGCAUGACAACAAGAAAGAGGCAGAGCACCUGAUGUCAAAGGCUCUCCAAGAGUGUCCUCAGAGUGGUAUCCUUUGGGCUGCGGAUGUCGAGAUGGCACCACGUCCUCGCCGGAAAACAAAGAGUAUGGAUGCUAUGAAGAAGUGUGAUCGUGACCCGCAUGUAACUGCAGCUGUUGCCAAGCUCUUCUGGCAAGACAAGAAGGUGGAGAAAGCCGGAGCGUGGCUUAAACGGGCUGUGACCCUCGCCCCAGAUAUUGGUGAUUUCUGGGCGCUGUAUUACAAAUUUGAACUUCAACAUGGCAAUGAAGAGAGCCAGAAGGAGGUCCUUGCCAAAUGUGUAGCUUGUGAGCCGAAGCAUGGUGAGAAGUGGCAAGCUAUCUCAAAAGCGGUGGAGAAUGCACACCAGCCUAUCGAUGUCAUCCUGAAGAAAGUCGUGAUUGCAUUGAGCAAGGAACAGAAGGCUGCUUGAGAGCUCAACUUUUAGCUGUUCAUGUUUUUUCUUCAGUAACGAGAACUAAUAAUGAUUUGAUGGAGUGUUUUCACCAGAUACUUAGUUCACUGAAUCCUUCAGUCUUCUUUGUGAGUUUCUGUGUGCUAUUGAACCUUUUUUAUUUCUUAUCUUUCUUGGUGUAUUGACGAUCAUUUGUUGUUCCUUUCAUGCCUUGGCCUUCCUUGUCUUCAUUGGCGUGUGUGUACUAGUCAUGAAAUCCAACUUCAAAGCUUCUUUAGACAGUGUAAGCAACUAAUAACCCCUGACAUAAUUUUUAUAGUUAUUUAUCAACGCUUAUUAACAAGACUGAUUGUGAUUAGUAAAAUCCUAGGAGAAUAAUAUUAAACCUCCUGCAUGUUUAAAUCAAACAACUAGUUUCUUGCUAACUUCCCACAAUUUAUUUGCCUUCUCUACGACACUGGCUUCUUCGGGAGGGCUGAUUCUCAAAACAAAGUCGAGCUCUCGUACCAGCUAAGUAGACUCCGGACUUGAAAGUUAAAGAGCCUUGUGUUUUCCUCAACUACAGUAUGUGCUAAGCCUUAGCUAACUAGUUUGGUAGUGCCCACGUUUUGUUAGAGACUUGUAUUACAGGUGGGUUUUUUCUAGUAGUUUUCCCUAGAUCGUUGUUACGUGCAUAAUAUUUUGUGGAAAGGCAGGAAGAGAAUCCAAAUAGUGGUAUUAAGAUU